This is a messenger RNA of Rhineura floridana, 1659 nucleotides long. RefSeq names its product extracellular serine/threonine protein kinase FAM20C-like. The record is from RefSeq and is a predicted model, not a curated record. Gene Ontology annotation, biological process: protein phosphorylation. The coding region runs from base 1 to 1659 and encodes 552 amino acids. Gene Ontology annotation, molecular function: phosphotransferase activity, alcohol group as acceptor. Gene Ontology annotation, cellular component: Golgi apparatus. Lineage: Eukaryota; Metazoa; Chordata; Lepidosauria; Squamata; Rhineuridae. The transcript is spliced from 10 exons.
AUGAUGGUACGCCACCUGCCAUCUCUGCUCCAAAGGAAGUUUAAAGCCAUUCUUUGUGUUCUCCUCCUUUUGGCUCUCCUGGUACACAUGCUGUUGGAUCUAACACUCUCUGCUGGCCAUGAUUCUUGUGGAUGUACCCAAAAAACAGCAGAUCUGUUGGCCUUCCCACCACCCAGUCCCAUAUUAUCAGCCCAAAAUAAGCUGAACCUGAGGAUUCUUCAGGACUUCAGUGGUAGCAACAGCUCCCUGGAGAAAAGAUCUCGCUCACCGGAAGGUGUGCCACAUACAGGCAGCAGGAGUGACAUGCUCUUCCGCAGUCACAGCUUCAAGCAGCAUGAAACAGAAGAAAAACCAACAUGGUCAGGCGGGUCCAAGCUGGCUGCCCUCUUCGAUCAUCCACUGUAUAAGAUUCCAACCUCAAAAGUUAUGAAAAAAGACAAGCUGUUUGUUACCAAACCGAAGGUGAAACUCUUUGUGAAAAGUAGUGCAAGUGAUGAAUGGAUGCGCAGCAGUAAGGCAGAUGUGGCCCUUCCAGUAUAUGAUGCCAACCCUGCUUGGCUCCGGUUUUACACAGGCAUCAAUCGCUAUGAACUGUAUGCGCGCCAUGACCUCAUUCGCCAUGCCUUGAUGGAGGAUUUGGCUUCACUGGAAAUUGUCAGCUCAGUCCAGAAGCCAGGAGGGACCCAACUGAAGCUGAUCAUGACGUUCCCUAACCAUGGACAAGCCCUCUUCAAGCCCAUGAAGCAGGCCCGAGAUCAGGAGACUCCAGCAGAUUUCUUUUACUUCUCAGACUUUGAACGGCACAAUGCAGAAAUAGCAGCCUUUCACUUAGACAGGAUCCUGGAUUUCCGAAGAAUUCCCCCAGUUUCUGGCCGUUUGGUGAAUAUAACCAAAGAAAUCCGUGAUAUUACAACAGACCGAAAACUGUUUAAGACUUUCUUCAUCUCCCCAGCUGGCAAUGUCUGCUUCUAUGGUGAGUGUUCCUACUAUUGCUCCACUGAGCAUGCUUUGUGUGGCAAACCAGACCAGCUUGAGGGCUCAAUGGCAGCCUUCCUGCCUGACAAAGAAGUGGCUGAGCGGCGCUCAUGGAGGAGUCCCUGGAGGCGCUCUUACUCCAAAACCAAGAAAGCUCAGUGGGAGUUGAAUGAUGAUUACUGUGCUGAGGUACGACAGACACCUCCCUACGACAACAUCUCCCGCCUUCUCGGCCUCAUUGAUAUGACUGUGCUGGACUUCCUCAUGGGAAACAUGGAUCGCCACCACUAUGAGACCUUUGAAAAGUUUGGUAAUGACACUUUCUUGCUUCAUCUGGACAACGGCCGAGGGUUUGGGAGACACUCCCAUGAUGAAAUGUCCAUUCUGGCACCUCUCCAGCAAUGCUGCAUUAUUAAAAAAUCAACAUUUUUGCGGCUGCAGCUGCUUGCUAUGGAGCCUUAUCGCUUGAGUGAUGUCAUGCGUGAGUCACUGGCCAAUGAUCGCCUCUCGCCAGUCUUGGCGGAGCCUCACUUGGAAGCGCUGGACCGACGGCUCCGAAAGAUAUUGUCCAUGGUAGAGAACUGUAUGAAGAACGCAGAACACAAAGAAGUACUGGUGAAUGACUUCGAAGGACAGCAGUACACAACCUCAGAGGAGCAAGACAAGAGAAGUGGAGCUGCGUGA